This is a messenger RNA of Hevea brasiliensis (rubber tree), 4321 nucleotides long. Its product is annotated as pentatricopeptide repeat-containing protein At1g63330. Lineage: Eukaryota; Viridiplantae; Streptophyta; Magnoliopsida; Malpighiales; Euphorbiaceae. The transcript has 3 exons. Bases 89 to 2128 code for a protein of 679 amino acids. The record is from RefSeq and is a predicted model, not a curated record. Gene Ontology annotation, molecular function: protein binding.
UUGCAUUUCCUUUCAUUUAAUCUAAUAUUCCUCUCUCCCAUCCAAACAAAACCUGAAACAUUUGCAGAGGCGAGCAGACGAGAGAUCCAUGAUAAUGGCGCACCGAAGCAUUUUGCCGACUACUUGGAGGAGCUUCCACCUUCAACUGCAAAGGCCAUUGGGUACCAUUCAAUCUCCACACCUAUUCUUCUUUACCAAUUCUUUCCAUUCUUCUAUUCCUAAUUCCACUGCCACACAUCAAGAUGCACGUUUGUUCAGACGUAAAUUCAUUUCUGUUUCUUUUACCCACCUUGAUGAUGCCUUAGCUUCCUUUAAUCACGUUAUUCAUAUGCAUCCUCUGCCUUCUAGGGUUCAAUUUAAUCGAUUUUUGUCUGCUCUUGUGAGAAUGAAACUGUAUCACACUGUCGUGUCCUUGUCCAAAACAAUUGAAUUGCUAGGGAUCUCACACAAUGUCUAUUCUCUUAGCAUCUUGAUUAAUUGCUUCUGCCAUUUACGCCUUGUGGAAUUUGGAUUCUCUGUUUUGGGGAAAAUCCUCAAAUUUGGAUUCGAGCCUGACAUUGUGAUAUUUACUACCUUAAUUAAUGGAUUCGGUGUAAAGGGUAAGAUCGAUCAAGCAGUCGACUUUUUCGAUGAUAUGGUCGCUGGAGGUUAUCAACCUGAUGUUUGUACUUACAAUGUGAUAGUAAAUGGACUGUGUAAAUUUGGGAAAAUAGAUGUGGCUAUUGAGUUGUUGAAAGAAAUGGUUGAGAGAGGUUGUGAGCCAGACACCGCGACAUACACUGCAAUAAUCGAUGCCCUAUGCAAGGAUAAGCUAGCUGUUGAGGCUUUAGACAUGUUCUCCCAAAUGAGAAAUAAAGGCAUCUCACCUAAUGUCAUCACAUACACCAGCUUAAUUCAUGGUCUUUUCAAAUUAGGCAAACAAAAUCAAGCUUUGGCCUUGUUGAAUGAAAUGGUAAGGAAUAAAAUAUCACCAGACGUUUAUACCUUCAAUGUGUUGAUUGAUAUUCUUUGUAAGGAAGGAAUGGUUUUUGAGGCUCAAAAUACAUUUAAAAUAAUGAUUCAAAGAGGUGUAGAGCCUAAUGUGGUCACAUACAGCUCCUUAAUUGAUGGCCUUUGCAUUUCAGACCAAUGGAAGGAAUCUUUAGCCUUGUUGAAAGAAAUGGUGGGGCGGAACAUAUCCCCUAAUGUUUUUACCUUUAGUAUAUUGAUUGACACUCUUUUUAAGAAAGGAUUGGUUUCAAAUGCUCAAAACGUAAUCAAGAUAAUGAUUCAAAGAGGUGUGGAACCUUGUGUUGUGACUUACAAUUCAUUGAUGGAUGGAUAUUGUCUAUGCAACCAAAUUGAUAAAGCUAGAAAAGUAUUUAACCUUUUGGUAACUAAUGGAAUAGUUGAUGUUUUUAGCUACAACAUUUUGAUUAAUGGAUACUGCAAUAGCAAAAGGAUAGAUGAAGCAAAGCAACUUUUUGAUGAAAUGCCUCAAAAGGGUUUAGUUCCUGACACCGUCACUUGUAAUACUCUUAUAAAAGGCUUGUGGCAAGCAGGGAGGCCUUGGAUUGCACAAGAACUUUUUAAAAACAUGUGCUUUCAUGGUCAACAGCCAGAUAUAAUAACCAUCUCAACUGUGCUUGAUGGCUUGUGCAAACAGGGGGAUCUUGAUGAGGCACUCGCACUAUUUAAAGUAAUGGAAAAGAGUUGGUUGAAGCCUGAUCGUAUGAUCUAUAACAUUGUAAUUGAUGGUAUGUGCAAAGUUGGGAAGCUUAAUGAUGCCAAGGAAAUAUUUUCUAGGCUUUUUGAAAAUGGAUUACAGCCUGAUGUUUAUACAUAUACUUCAAUAAUAAAAGGACUUAGCAAAGAAGGAUUACUAGCCGAAGCAUACAAGGUUUUUAGAGAAAUGAAAGAGGGUGGAUGUUUACCGGAUAAUUGCUGUUAUAAUGUGAUUAUUCAAGGGUUUCUCAGGCACAAGGAUGUACCAAAAGCAUCAGAACUUAUUGAUGAAAUGGUUGAUAAGGGAUUCUCUGCAGAUGCCACGACCACUGAAUUGUUAGUAAGUUUAUUGCCAAAUGACAAUCUCAUUUUGAGAAAGCUACGAAAUCAUUGUGAAGGGUCUAAAGGUGUAGAUGUGGAGUGAGAGUUUUAAUAAUCAACACCUGACAACAAAUGCAGAAGGUCUUUGUUAUGUUGAGCUAUAGUGAGUAAACAGAAUGGCUAAGCAAUUAUCCUCAUUAAAGGGUUUGCAAUUGAUCAGUACUGGUUUUGUCAAGCUAACCAAACUUUCAGUUGAGGUUGUUUGAUAGCCAUCUUCUAUUUGGUCUCAAGAUUUGACAUAUUUGAAGUGUUUCUACCAGUUCAAAGUUCAAACACUUUGGCUGAAGCCUGCAUAAGUGUUCUUCAUAUUACAAAAACAUGAAAUUUUGCAGCUAUCAGAGGAGCCAAAUAAUGGAUCUCUAUCUCUUUUUAACAAAAGAUUCAUUCAGUUCUUUUGCAAAGAUGGCCAUAGUUGGUUAAGAGAAAGGAGAGAAGAAGUAUUGGGGGAAGCAUAUAAAUGAGUUAAGGUUUGUUGUUGUGCCAAUGCAGACGCCAUUCCGUUUCUCAGUGACAACAUUGCUCCUAUUACAUUAUAUGCUACUUCCCUUAUCUGUGCAUUUUUGUAAAUUGUUUCCAUGUUGGAAAAUUAUUUCUUAAUACACCAUGAUGAACUUAAAUUUUUCAUUUUUGUUAUAUUCCUCAAAGCUAAAUACUGGCAUUUAGGAAGUAUAAUUGCAUUUGGAAUCCCCUACCAAGGUGUUACCGCGCUAAAUUCUCUGUGCAUUCACAGAUUUCUUACCCUUAGUCUAUAUAGGAAAUCAGUGCAUGCAGCGGUUUUCAUCUAGUAUGCAUCAUUUGAUUCCAUAAUCACAAUUCAUAAUGUGCCCAUUCCCUAAUUUGCAACUUUUUGCAUUAUUUUCGGCUUGGCGAUGCAAAUGCAAAAGUAGCAAUUAGUUUGACAAGGAAAUAAGGGGAUAAGUAAAACAUCAAAAGGAUGCUAUUUGUCCAUGGUCAAAUUUAAAGAAAGAAAAAAAUGAGCAAGCUUAAUACAAUUAGAUAGUUGAGUUAGAAACACGAAAAAUUUUCCAAUUGGAGUCUUGCUUACCGUUGCAUGAAAGUGAACCUUCUAGAAAUGUCCAAAUGGAUUAUGCUUAGCUCUGGGUUGUAGAUACUUAACUUAUAAGUGCUAGUGAUAUCUCCAAAUGGUUCCUGCACAAUGGAAUGAUAGUUUUGGAUAAAUUAGCUGCUUAAAUUGUAUUUCUUUUUUAUAUGUUUACCCAUUGCUGUCCUGUAUGUUGACAUUUUAUUUUCAUGAGUAGGUUAGAAAUGUGGAAGCUUUAUAUUGUUAUUAUGCACAUGGAGAACGAGAUACAAAUUUUUUGGGACGUAGCUACUGGGUCUGAAUGCUGGACCUAUGAGUGUAUGUGUACUCAUUGUUUAAAUAUUUUAACCUCCCCCACACUUUUCUAACUUUCCUCGUGUGCUAUGAUCUCUGACAAUUUCUCAUACAUCAAUCAAAUUUCUAAGUAGAAAUGUUCAGUUUUUGCAGAUAAAGGUUAUCUAUAACUAUCCACACUGUCACAUUCCAUUAUAAUGUCUAACAAGAUAGAUGGCUGGUCAUGCCGUGUUUGUUCGCAUGUUACUUCCCUUGGCAGGGAUAUUGUUCUUCUACUCUAUAGAAACAUCAUCAGUGUGGUGAGUUACUGUUAAUCUGAUUCCUGAAUAUAAAAGUAACAGAUAUCAUAAUUUAUUUUUGACCUUUGUACAUAUCAUUAUUGAUCAUAGUGGUAACCAUAUUUUGAUUAUUUUUUCUAAAAACUUAGCAAUGUUUGCUUAAUGUCAUAUCAUUUUUCUUGAAGUUCCUUUGUCAUAGUAUUAAGUGCAUUUCAGCCUAAUAAUGCUUAGCUUGUUAUAAUGAGUUUGUGGAUAUGAAAGCUUAAGUCAUCUACAGGAUUAGUUUGCCAAUAAAAAUGUUAUGGAUCAACUGUACUGUAAAAAUGAGUUUGUGGAUAUUCAAUCUCGUUUUGUUUAUAAAAACUUUUUAUUUCAGAAUUUUUGCUUAUCCCGUGCAGAUUUUCCAGGAUUUCUAUCUAUUGCCUUAUUGAAUGAAAUUUACAAUCAACCAAGUUAUCUUAUACCUUUCACCAUUUUGGGUAGUGGCUAGUGUUCCAUCGUUUGAAUUUCAAAUUAAUGACAGUAGCCACAUUUAUGUGUUCAGGGAAAAGUGCCUCCUGUGUCCUCUGGCCAGUUAUCAGCUGUGGCCUAUUCUGUUUCUGUGUCCUCCUAGCUCUUCCCC